Messenger RNA from Spizellomyces punctatus DAOM BR117, 650 nucleotides. RefSeq lists its product as uncharacterized. The transcript is spliced from 4 exons. Lineage: Eukaryota; Fungi; Chytridiomycota; Chytridiomycetes; Spizellomycetales; Spizellomycetaceae. The record is from RefSeq and is a predicted model, not a curated record. Bases 64 to 525 code for a protein of 153 amino acids. Gene Ontology annotation, molecular function: superoxide dismutase activity; copper ion binding. Gene Ontology annotation, biological process: removal of superoxide radicals.
GGCACUUCAUCAUCUUCAUCACGCACUCCAUCACACACACCAUCAACACACAUCUCUUCAAACAUGGUCAAGGCAGUCAGUGUUGUACGUGGUGACUCUCCUGUCACGGGCACGGUCACCUUUACCCAAGAGUCAGACAGUGCACCUACCAUUAUCGAGAUUGACUUGAAGGACUUGACACCCGGAAAGCACGGGUUCCAUGUUCACGAAUUCGGUGACAACACCAACGGAUGCACCUCCGCCGGUGGUCACUUCAACCCUCUCAACCAAACUCACGGUGCCCCCACUGACUCUGUUCGCCACGUUGGUGACCUCGGAAACUUGGUUGCCGGCCCUGACGGUACCGUCAAGACCAAGAUCGAGGACCAACACAUCAAGUUGAUCGGUCCCUUGAGCAUCAUUGGUCGUACGAUUGUGGUUCACGCUGGUGAGGACGACCUUGGCCGGACUGACCACAAGGAGUCAAAGAUUACUGGAAACGCUGGUGGCCGUGUGGCAUGUGGUGUUAUUGGUGUUGCGAAAUAGAGGAUUAUAAUUCAUAGUUGUAACUGUGUCGGCGGUCACUUUUUUUUUGGCCAUAAAGACUUUACAUUGCAGAAAUAUCAUAUACGAAUACAGAAAUGCCGUGGCCUGAAGGUCUUGAUACCAGA